GAGAUAGUACAAUCAAUCAUAAAGAUAAAAGGUGAAUGUAUAAUGCACAUUGCACCUGAGCUCACUAGAUUCAUUGUGGCCAGUGAUGCGAAUGACUCGAUGCAGGUGUGGGUCGACGGUGCCACUUACCUCUUCUUUGAGGACACUGUCAUCUCCAGUCUGAACAACAACAUCAUUGCCAUUCAGAUACACCUACAGCAUUUGAAACAGGUGUUGCAGUCGGCCGUCAACAUCUCUGGUGACACUCACGUGCGUCUGAGGAAGAAGGACGGAUGCAACACGCCCUUCCUCACAUUCACAAUCACACAGUCGUCACGAGCUGUCUUCCUGACGCAGGACAUCCCCAUCGUGGUGCUGUCCGCGCAGAACCUGGCCAACUUUGUCGAGCCCAAGCUGCCCGGCUCCAGCUUCAACUUCUUCAUGCCGCCACUCAAGCACGUUCAAAACAUGAUUGAGAAGAUGCGCAAUAUAUCCGAUCACCUAACAAUCGAGGUCAACACCAACACACAGCAAGCAUUGUGCUUCUCUGUCGAGACUGGCACUGGAUCAAUCAAGACAUUCUACGAUAUCACCUAUCCUACAAUCGAGGGACAACCUUCAUUGCAAGCAGACAACUACUCAACCAUCAAGGUGGACAUCAAGAAGUUCUCAAAGGCAUUGGUCUCGCAUCAGAUCGAUGCCAAUCAUGUAGUGUGCUGCAUUCACGAGGGUAGCACACUGGUACUACAUGUCAUGGAGAAGGACAUGUCACUCUCAUAUUAUAUUCCUUUAAUU
Molecule: messenger RNA, 774 nt
Organism: Acytostelium subglobosum LB1
Lineage: Eukaryota; Evosea; Eumycetozoa; Acytosteliales; Acytosteliaceae
Exons: 1
Biological process (GO): mitotic intra-S DNA damage checkpoint signaling; double-strand break repair via homologous recombination; mitotic DNA replication checkpoint signaling
Cellular component (GO): site of double-strand break; checkpoint clamp complex; nucleolus
Source: RefSeq, a predicted model, not a curated record